UGUUGUUGGAAACAUUGGAAGAAAAAUGAGAAUAUUGGAAAAAAAUAUUUUUAUCAUAUUAGUCACCGUAUGUGUAACUGUGAUACAUCCAUUGGCAGUUAUUAGGCAUGAAACUAGAGAAGAAAGUAAAUACUUUCCAGAAGAAAUACCAAAAAUCGUAAAACGAUUGCACCGAUCUUCAAGAUUAAACAAAUAUGGAGAAAUUAAUUAUGUUCCUCCGUGUAAAAAUUGUCCAACAACUGGAAACCAAUUUAUUGGACCGUUAAGUCCUAGUAUCGCCGACUCAUUUUUAAGUCGUGGUUAUGGACCAGCACAAGAAGUUGAGAGUCAUCUGUCUUUAAUUAAACCAAAUACUGGAACUGGUUUAACUGAAUACUAUUCCAAACCGACCGUUAAACCCAAACAAGAAAAUAAUUGGGCAGCUGCGCAUUAUCCUAAUACGGAUUUGAAAGAUACCUAUAGGACUCUUUCUGGACGCUUUCACUAUCGAAAUAUUGGUAACUAUAGGCAAGAUCUACACGAUAGACACGAAAUUGCCAAUAGAUUCUAGAACAAUGUACAUUUGCUAGUGUGAAGACUUCGAUUUCAAGAUUUCAAGUUUGGCUCCCUGGUAUUUCAGUGACUUACUCAAAUACUUUCUUACACCUAACUUUUUCUUACCCGAAUCUACAACUCAGAGGGACCAGCAAGACCUUCAACUGGUAUUUUUAAUGGCUCAGAAAGUGAAACUUAUCUUUCUCAAUUAUAUUUCGCUUGCCUAUACUUGGUAGCCCAUCAAAAACAAGAAUAUAAUUCUUAAAUUUAGUGCAUACAUACAACC
This is a messenger RNA of Chrysoperla carnea, 820 nucleotides long. RefSeq lists its product as uncharacterized. The record is from RefSeq and is a predicted model, not a curated record. The transcript is spliced from 2 exons. NCBI's taxonomy places the organism in Eukaryota, Metazoa, Arthropoda, Insecta, Neuroptera, Chrysopidae. The coding region runs from base 26 to 550 and encodes 174 amino acids.